AUGUAUGGCAGUUUCAGGGGAAAACAUACGUAUGAUUUAGAAGAGGAAUUUAAUAAAGCAUAUGAGGCCGCACAUCUAAAGUGCUCGAAAGAGGAGUUAGUAGCCUAUGACGAGACUCUCAACAAAAAAGGACAACACAAAAGGCCAUCGAAUUCCUACAUCAUCUUCGCGAAAGAAUAUAACAAACAAAUGAAAAUUGAUGGCCAAUUCGAUACCCGCAAGGGUGGAGCCAGAAGCGGAAAUAAGCAAGCCGGAAUCGAAUGGAACAAAUUGAACAAGAAAAGCAGACGGGUGUUCAAAUUGGCGUCUAAAGUGAUGAAAAGUCGUUUCUACGACGCCCACCCAGGUUAUAAGUACGAGCCAAGAGCACCUAAUACUAAUCGACGUGGACGGACCAAAUUUCGUGCUUGGACGAACAAGCAAGAAUGUGUCCAAGUUCCGUCGUCAGAAAGUUUGGCUGAGGCGGUAUCACCAAGUAGAAAGGAACGGACGGAGGACUCGACUAGUAAUCUUGCCCUUGAUAUGACAUCGAAUGCUACUCUCUCGGAUUCUAUGAGUGAUAAUUUCUCAGAUGACAAUUUCUCGGACGAUAAUUCAGUCAAUAUCAAUAAUUCCUCGGAUGUAGUUUCAGCUUACGAUAACAGCUUCUCGGACGAUAAUUCAGUCAAUAUCAAUAAUUCCUCGGAUGUAGUUUCAGCUUACGAUAACAACUUCUCGGACAAUAAUUCAGUCAAUAUCAAUAAUUCCUCGGAUGUAGUUUCAGCUUACGAUAACAGCUUCUCGGAUGUAGUUUCAGCUUACGAUAACAACUUCUCGGAUGUUAUCUGCGACAACGAUUAUACCUUGGUUCCAUACAGUAGUUUCCCGUUUGGGGUACCCGUCUUUACCACCAUACCAUUGUAUCCAGACAUCAAUCGUGAAAAUGAAUAUGUAUGGUAUUCUUUAUUACUCGCUACAUCAGGUAUUUCCAAGUACUGA
Paraglomus brasilianum is the source of this 978-nucleotide messenger RNA. The record is from the annotation of a GenBank genome assembly. NCBI's taxonomy places the organism in Eukaryota, Fungi, Glomeromycota, Glomeromycetes, Paraglomerales, Paraglomeraceae.